CAAGCGGGUUCAUGAAUCCCUGACUUGGGGGUGGGUACAAGAAAUGCUCGAGGCCAGCUCUCACACACCGCCGGAGCGGAUUCAUCGCGUCGAAACACGGAAACGACUUCUCAGCGGCUCGACCGGUGACGGGAGACACGCCGGGCGGAGACACGAGCCGCAGGCCGGGUCCUUUUUAUAUGAACCCAGGCGCCAGAUCAGCAACGAGCACCGCAACGCCAAGCCAAAGGAACGCCGUAGCGCCCAAUCGACAGCACCACGACCAGAAACUAGACGCCGCAGCGCGAGACACAACGCAGACGAGGACACUGCCAGGCAGAAGGACACGGGGGUUUGGUAAACGACCCCCAUUCGUCCGACUGCCGGCGUGCUCGUCUGAGAGCAAACGGAGUCAGGAGUCGACAGGGUCCGCCUCCUGCAUCCAGUGCCAUCCAUCUGUAACUCAUGCGUCCUGCACAUCGAGGGCAGAGACUGGCAAUGAGAUGAGG
Mycena citricolor is the source of this 488-nucleotide messenger RNA. NCBI's taxonomy places the organism in Eukaryota, Fungi, Basidiomycota, Agaricomycetes, Agaricales, Mycenaceae. The record is from the annotation of a GenBank genome assembly.